AUGGAAGGAAGAAAGUCAAGCAGUGGCAUUCCUCAAAUCCAGCCCCCAACCUAUGGAAACCUGAUCACCAUUCUGAGUAUUGAUGGGGGAGGUGUUCGAGGCAUCAUCCCUGCAACAAUCCUUGCUUUCCUCGAAUCCCAGCUGCAGGAGCUGGACGGUGAGGAUGCGAGGCUUGCAGACUACUUCGACGUGGUUGCAGGGACGAGCACCGGCGGUCUCAUCACCGCCAUGUUAUCUGCUCCUGCAGGUGACACGGAUCGUCCUCUCUUCUCUGCCAAAGAUAUCAUGCCCUUCUAUCUCAACCACUGCCCCAAAAUUUUCCCACAAAAACGGGGAAUAUUGCGGGGAUCAAUAAGGAAAGUAAUAAAAUCAAUAGCAGGACCCAAGUAUGACGGGAAAUACCUGCGUAGGCUGGUGAGGGAGAAGCUAGGAGAGACUCGAUUGCAUGAAACGUUGACCCAUGUUGUCAUUCCAUCCUUCGAUAUUAAGUAUCUCCAGCCUACCAUUUUCUCCACUUACGAGGCGAAGAAGACACCAAGUUUGGAUGCUCGACUGGCUGACAUAUGCAUCGGCACCUCCGCUGCUCCAACUUACCUUCCUGCCUUUCACUUCAAGAACUGCGACACCGAUGGAAAUGCCCGCACAUUCAAUCUUAUCGAUGGUGGUGUUGCUGCAAAUAAUCCGGCUUUAGUGGCAAUGAGCCAAGUAACGAAGCAAGUGUUCGAUGAAAAUCCAUAUUUCUUCCCAAUUAAGCCAAUGGACUAUGGUAGGUUUCUGGUGAUAUCCAUAGGGACGGGGUGCCCCAAGAUCCAGCAGAAGUAUGAUGCGAAGAUGGCAGCCAAGUGGGGGACGCUGGGGUGGCUGCUUCACGGCGGCUCCACGCCUUUAGUGGAUGUCUUCACCCAGGCCAGCGCCGACAUGGUUGAUUUCCACAUAUCCGUCCUCUUCCAAGCCCUUCAUUCCGAAAACAACUACCUCCGAAUUCAAGAGGACACACUCACUGGGAGAGACGCAUCAGUAGAUGUUGCCACAACGGAGAGCUUGAAGAAGCUUGUGAAGAUUGGGGAGAGGCUAUUAAAGAAGCCAAUGUCAAGGGUUAAUUUGGAGACCGGCCUAUCCGAGCCAGUUGAAAAUGGUGGCACCAAUGAGGAGGCUCUCAAAAGAUUUGCAAAACUGCUUUCCGAAGAAAGGAGAUUUCGGAUGACAAAGUCACAACAACAUAACAAAGGCGCUAAAUAA
Malania oleifera is the source of this 1239-nucleotide messenger RNA. Its product is annotated as patatin-like protein 2. The transcript is spliced from 7 exons. Bases 1 to 1239 code for a protein of 412 amino acids. The record is from RefSeq and is a predicted model, not a curated record. NCBI's taxonomy places the organism in Eukaryota, Viridiplantae, Streptophyta, Magnoliopsida, Santalales, Ximeniaceae. Gene Ontology annotation, molecular function: monoacylglycerol lipase activity; glycerophospholipase activity. Gene Ontology annotation, biological process: lipid metabolic process.